GAGCCCUCCCUGCCCAUGGCAAUGCAGCAUCACAGCCCCGUGCCAUGCGCCCCAUAGCUGGGGCUGGAGCGGGGCUUUCACCUCUGUCGCAACGGCCUCACUUCCCCUCCCCGGCUCCAGGAUGGGUUGCGUGAAGUCAAAGGAAGCCGGUGUCCAAGAGAAGAUAAAAGCCGACCCUGACCCCAGCCCCAGCCUCCAGCAGGGGCACUACGUGAGGGACCCCACGGCCACCAACAGGAGGAGCAAUGACACCCACAGCGCUGCCGUGCCCCCCCCCGAGGAUGCAGGGUGCCCAGGGACGCCCCUCACUGCAGGCUCAGGGGACGCUGUGGUGCUGGCGCUCUAUGACUACGAGGCGAUGCACACCGGGGACCUGAGCUUCCAGAAAGGGGAGAUGCUGAAGGUGCUGGAGCAGUCAGGGGAGUGGUGGCGAGCGCGGUCGCUGGUGACGGGCCACGAAGGCUUCAUCCCCAGCAACUACGUUGCCCGCGCUGACUCGCUGGAGACAGAGGAGUGGUUUUUCAAGGGCAUCAGCCGGAAGGAUGCGGAGCGGCAGCUCCUCGGUCCUGGGAACGUGAGCGGAUCCUUCAUGAUACGGGACAGCGAGACAAGCAAAGGCUGCUACUCGCUGUCAGUGCGGGAUGGGGACAGCGUGGUGAAGCAUUACAAGAUCCGGACACUGGACAGUGGCGGCUUCUACGUCUCCGCCCGCAGCAGCUUUGACACCCUGCAGGAGCUGGUCCAGCACUACAAGGGGCAGAGCGAUGGGCUGUGCCAGAGGCUCACCUACCCCUGCUGCGUGCCCAGGCCCCAGAAACCAUGGGAGAAAGAUGCCUGGGAGAUCCCUCGGGAGUCGCUGAGGCUGGAGAGGAGGCUGGGAGCCGGGCAGUUCGGAGAAGUGUGGAUGGCUACCUACAACAAGCACACCAAGGUGGCGGUGAAGACGAUGAAGCCGGGCAGCAUGUCCGCCGAUGCCUUCCUGGAGGAGGCCAACCUGAUGAAGACGCUGCAGCACGCCAAGCUGGUGAGGCUGCACGCGGUGGUCACCAGGGAGGAGCCCAUCUACAUCAUCACCGAGUUCAUGGAGAAAGGGAGCCUCCUGGAGUUCCUGAAGAGCAGCGAGGGGCGCAGGCAGCCGCUCCCGAACCUCAUCGACUUCUCCGCGCAGAUUGCAGAGGGGAUGGCUUACAUCGAGAAGAGGAACUACAUCCACCGCGACCUGAGAGCUGCCAACGUCCUGGUGUCGGCAGCGCUGCUCUGCAAGAUCGCAGAUUUCGGGCUGGCCCGGGUCAUUGAAGACGAUGAGUACACAGCACGGGAAGGUGCCAAGUUCCCCAUCAAAUGGACUGCCCCCGAAGCCAUCAACUACGGCUCUUUCACUAUAAAGUCAGACGUUUGGUCCUUCGGGAUCCUCCUGACCGAGAUCAUCACCUACGGGCGCAUGCCCUACCCAGGGAUGACGAGCGUGGAGGUGAUCAGGGCGCUGGAGCGCGGGUACCGGAUGCCCCGCACCGAGAACUGCCCCGAGGAGCUCUAUGAUGUGAUGAUGAGGUGCUGGAGGAGCAAACCUGAGGACAGGCCCACCUUUGAGUACGUGCAGAGCAUCCUGGAGGAUUUCUUCACUGCCACAGAGAGCCAGUAUCAGCAGCAGCCGUGACGCAGGGAGCCUGGGGAAGGCAGGGGAUAGCCAGCACUCUGCACCCUGUGCUGGUGGCAGUGAACACAGGCUCCCUGCUCUUCCCAUCCCACUUGUGAUCUGCCUGCUCCCACCUCCCUCUGCCUGCCCGGCCCAGGAGCUUGAGCCUUCCUGCUGUGGUUGGGCUGGAAGCAGGGCAGGAGGAAGCCGGGUGAAGGGAGAUGUGACCCAGACAUGCACCCUGUGCCUUUCACAUGUGCCUGAGCGGCCUCAGUGCCGCUGCUCCGGGACGCACGGGCUGGACAGU
This is a messenger RNA of Neopsephotus bourkii (Bourke's parrot), 1943 nucleotides long. RefSeq names its product HCK proto-oncogene, Src family tyrosine kinase (gene HCK). Gene Ontology annotation, biological process: innate immune response; cell differentiation; protein phosphorylation. Gene Ontology annotation, molecular function: ATP binding; non-membrane spanning protein tyrosine kinase activity; signaling receptor binding. The coding region runs from base 122 to 1657 and encodes 511 amino acids. The record is from RefSeq and is a predicted model, not a curated record. The transcript has 12 exons. Gene Ontology annotation, cellular component: extrinsic component of cytoplasmic side of plasma membrane. NCBI's taxonomy places the organism in Eukaryota, Metazoa, Chordata, Aves, Psittaciformes, Psittacidae.